AUCGCAUACCUGCUGGUGUUUACCAACUCAGCUGUUCCGGCUUAUUUGUUGGCCAACGAUCUAACCACGGAUAGAGCUAAAAUAAUAUUCCCGAGUCCGUGAGUCGUCCCAUGCUCCUCUAGGAUGAACGUGACCGACGAGGGAGUGUCUGGACUGCUGUACGCCGGAUUCAACCAGGACCAAGGUUGUUUCGCGUGCGGCAUGCGCAGCGGUUUCAGGGUCUUCAACUGCGACCCUUUGAAGGAGAAAGAGAGACAAGACUUCGCGGACGGUGGCCUCGGACAUGUGGAGAUGCUGUUCCGGUGCAACUACGUGGCCCUCGUGGGCGGCGGACCUCAGCCAAAGUACCCUCCCAACAGGGUGGUAAUUUGGGACGAUCUUAAGAAGGAGGCCGCCAUCUCUCUCGACUUCAGCGCGCCCGUUAAGACCGUCCGCUUGCGACGAGAUCGAAUCGUGGUGGUCCUCGAAGGCGUCAUCAAAGUCUACACAUUCACCCAGAACCCGCAGCAAGUGCACGUGUUUGAAACGAGUCCGAAUCCUAAAGGGCUGUGCGUCCUGUGCCCCAACUCCACCAAUUCUAUCCUUGCUUUCCCUGGACGAAAGACGGGCUACGUUCAACUGGUCGACCUUGCCAACACGGACAGUCCGCCUGUGGACAUUUUGGCACACAUGUCGCCUCUCAGCUGCAUUGCCCUAAACCUACAGGGCACCAGGCUUGCCACCGCCUCUGAAAAGGGGACUCUGAUCAGAAUUUUUGACACAGCCACUGGUACAAAGAUAAAUGAAGUACGGAGAGGGUCCAACGCAGCUACCAUUUACUGUAUAAAUUUCAGCAAUGAUUCGAAUCAUAUCUGUGUAGCAAGUGACCGUGGAACAGUUCAUAUUUUCUCAGCCGAAGACCCCAAGAAAAAUAAAGAGUCAAGUUUGGCGUCGGCGACCUUUUUGCCCAGUUAUUUUGAGUCAAAAUGGAGUUUCAGUAAGUUUCAUUUGCCAAACCGAACGCAGUGCAUAUGCGCUUUUGGCUCCGAAGGAAACUCAGUCAUAGUGGUUUGCGCCGACGGCUCCUACUACAAGUUUGCUUUUACCCUCAAUGGCGAGUGCUCGCGCAUCGUGUCUUCUCAAUUCCUCGAGUGACCCAGCAACCGGAGCGCGCGCUCUUUGUAGUCGGCCAACGUCUCCUGGUCUUCACCUGCAAAACCAUGACUGAGUGUGAGAAUGAGCUCUAUAAACUUUUUUAUUGGAUUUUUUUGUGCCUGAUUUGGCUUGGACUAACUUAAAAAAGUUUUAAAAAACUUAUAAAAAGUUAGUAACACUUGUGAUUCGGGUAUUGUCGCAAAUUUCGUUGUUUUUCUUUUAAAUUGAGCAACUGAUUUAGUCUGACUGUUUUAUUUUUUGCUGGAGCAAAAUUGAAUCAAUGCGUACCUUGAAACUUGAUUUUGUUAAUAUUCUCAGUCCAAUUCAAAUUUAUAUGUGUUGAAACUUGUGAAGGAUAAUUAAUUAAACAUUUGAAUCUGGAGA
Cloeon dipterum is the source of this 1518-nucleotide messenger RNA. Its product is annotated as WD repeat domain phosphoinositide-interacting protein 3. The transcript is spliced from 7 exons. Gene Ontology annotation, cellular component: phagophore assembly site membrane; extrinsic component of membrane; cytosol. Gene Ontology annotation, biological process: nucleophagy; autophagy of mitochondrion; protein localization to phagophore assembly site. The coding region runs from base 124 to 1134 and encodes 336 amino acids. Gene Ontology annotation, molecular function: protein binding; phosphatidylinositol-3-phosphate binding; phosphatidylinositol-3,5-bisphosphate binding. The record is from RefSeq and is a predicted model, not a curated record. Lineage: Eukaryota; Metazoa; Arthropoda; Insecta; Ephemeroptera; Baetidae.